UAUGAAGCUGUAUGCUUGCUUUCGCUGAAGUUAGUGCAUUUGGAGCUUGAAAUCUGCUCUCAAGAUGUUCUUGGAGCAUCAAAGUGAAUAUGCCAGUGGCCUCAGCAAGUGUUAAAGAAGGUGGCACACUCCCUGCUCUGAUGAAUCCGUGCUCACUAUCUCAGUCUAUUCCUCUGGCAGAAGGAAUCUGCUGUGCCAUAUCAGACAUGAAUGCACACCAAAGGAUGGUCACACAGAAAACUUUAGUGGAGCAGUUAGUGAAAAGGUAUCCAGGCAUUGCAGUUCCCUCCCAGAAAAUCUUAUACAACAUCCUUGGCACUCUAAUUAAAGAAAGGAAGAUCUAUCACACAGGAGAGGGAUAUUUCAUCGUUACCCCCAACACCUACUUUGUCACAAAUGAUGCUGCAGAGUACAAUAACAGGGGCCGGCGGACAGACAGUGAGGACACUUACCAGGCAAACUGGGAAAGCUGUGUGGACCCAAUGAAAGAAAACAUUGCUACAGUAUCCCGUUGUCUCCCUGGCCAGAAUAUGCUCUGUGAACAAAGACUCGAGCAGCUAAUGAGCCAGGAACCUGAGGGAGGAGGCAAGAAAGGCUGCAGUGAAGGGAAGCCUUUGAUUCAAACUCAGGUCAUGUCUUCAUCAGCUGAAAACCGUUCCUGGGACACCACGAAAACCCUGACGUCAGUGAAAGAGAAACUGAAAUGUAGAAGAUUUGGCCUUGGCCUUUUCUGGAGAAGUACUUCUAAAAAAGAAAAACAUAAGGAAUACUCAACGUUUUCAGCCCAGUUUCCCCCCAGGGAGUGGCCGGUCAGAGAUGAAGAUGACUUAGAUAAUAUUCCACGUGAUGUUGAACAUGAAAUCAUCAGGUGUAUUAACCCUACUCUUACCGUUGAUAAUUUGAUUAAACACACAAGAUUAAUGCAAAAGUUUGAGGAGAGGAAAAAAAAUACCACUAAGGAUACCUCGGCUGAAGUGUUAACACUAAAACAAAAGUAUCCUUCAAAGGAGUGUGUUCAAAAGACAGAAAUUAGAACAGCAAAACACAAAAGGAAAACGAAGCCAAACAAAGAGAAGCAAAUCAGCAGAAACAACAGGAAAUCUCAUGAGCAUGAGCCAACACCCCAAAGUGAGAAGCUGGAAGAGAACAUUUCACUGCUUAUCACAAACCAACAGCCUCUGGAUGCAGCAGUGGAAUCCCAGGUCAUAUAUAAAAAGCAAAUUAAGAACCCUUUUCAGGGUCUCUCAUGGAGACACAGCUUUUACACAAAAGCAUACAAGGGUCGUAUUAACAGCCAGCGGAAGUCCAGGAGACGAAAGCAGGAAAGGGAUUUACAAAGGCUUACAAAGUCCUUGGACUCACCCAGAGCCUCUGAAUAUGAAGCUGAACAACUGCUUGCUGAAAUGCAGGCUGACAACACUGAGCAAAACAAAUCACCCAGUUUAAAUGACAAUGAUAGUUAUCUGCACAGCAGUACUUUGCGAAUAGAUGAUAAACAUAAAUGCUUUCUGGACAGUAAUGUUUCUGAAGACAACAUCUACAGAGGAACUGCGAAAAGAAAUCCUGGAGAUAUUAAAAAGUCCCCAGACUUCUACACUGAAGAUAAAAGUGUGCGUAAAGAAAAAGCAAAACAUUCACUACAUCUGAAAGGUGAACGUUGCAGGUACAAGGCUGAUGCUGUAUGUGAGUUGUUGGACCAAGCAGCAAAUGAAUUUCAAAACGUCCAUCUCUCAAAUUAUACAACCAGUGUUAGAAGGGAAAAAGAAUUUGGUGUGACAUACAGAAAAAAGACUGAUAAAAAGAAUGAACUUGUAUUUAAAUACGACUGUACCAACUAUCCUGGAUCAACGAAGCUGGAAAGUGACAGAUUUACCAAUAAAUGUCAUCUUCAGAACCAGAAAGUACAUGAUUGUGACAAGUGUAGUUUGUUGCAUCUGGAUGACAAUUUUGAAUGCAAAGAACCACAUCACUUGCUUUCUUGCCAUGCAUUUUCAGUCACAAGAGACUGGAGUAAAGCGGUGCAAAAGAUGGGAACUGCUCUAAAAAUCUCUAAGGUUAAUAUUUAUCCAAACCAAUACAAUUCAACUGUAAAUAGACAUGACUCUGGAGAGUAUGGAUAUAAGGGAAGUGCUGAUUUUGCAGAAUCAAUUUGUGGCUCAAAAAAGCAUCAAAAGCCAGACCUCACAGAAGAAAGUUGUUUGUGCAGCCAGCUUCUUCCAAUGGUAUCCAGAAAGGAGGAAGAAACCAGCUUUACUGAAUGCAUGAAGGCUUCAGCUGUAGAUUUCUGUGACACUAAUGAGGCUGAUGCUUUGCAGAACUGCACCAGAGAGAUGGCAGAAGUAGUGGCAUGCCACAAUCUGGGCCCACAAGCCAAAGAAACAAGAACUCCCCCAGGAAAAACAGGUCUCAUUUUGAAGAAUGAAUAUACUGUGAUAUCAGGACAAAGUCACACAGAAGGGGCAGAAAACCACAGCGUUACAGGAGACAGUGGAAUUGAUUCCCCAAGAUGGACUGACAAGAAGAUGAAGCUUCCUGCCAAACUCUGACAGCAUCAAUAGCAAUGUAUAGAGAACAGAGUGGAAGGGCAGUGACUGAAAGUUCCUAGUUUCAGCUAAUUCUAGCCAGGAAGGCUUGCUAAGUUUUUAAUGAGGUGUCAACUUUUUAUUUCUAACAGUGCAAUCAUAAUAUAACUGCGCUUGGUGAUAUCUGGGGGCUGCCUGUAAAUAUAAGACUUUUAUUAACAUUUUGGAGAUAUCAAUAGCAGAAAUGUGUGGUGGUUUUUUUUUUGUUGUUGUUGUUUGUUUUUGCACCUCCUCGUCCAAUAAAAAUGAGGGCUGACACGGUGCAUUCGGGUCGGCUGUUCGCUGGGGGCGGGCACGCACCGCCCAGGCACAACUGUAUUUGACCUGAAAAUUCCUGAAGGCGUUUCCUUCUCGAGCCACGACAGGCGCUGCAACUCCCGUCAGAAAACGACGCAGAGCCACUGGAUCGGCACGCACCUU
This is a messenger RNA of Meleagris gallopavo (turkey), 3002 nucleotides long. RefSeq names its product storkhead box 1 (gene STOX1). Lineage: Eukaryota; Metazoa; Chordata; Aves; Galliformes; Phasianidae. Gene Ontology annotation, biological process: regulation of transcription by RNA polymerase II. Gene Ontology annotation, cellular component: cytoplasm; nucleus. The record is from RefSeq and is a predicted model, not a curated record. Gene Ontology annotation, molecular function: RNA polymerase II transcription regulatory region sequence-specific DNA binding.